AUCAUCUUCGAUUCUCAUCAUAUCAUAGGCCGCCCUCAAUCGGACGCCCGUGGCUGGCGCAAAUGUUAUCACAUAUGUAAUGAUGUAACAUCCAUCUUGGCAGCAUCGCUGCAUCAUGGUGCAUACAGACUUACAUGCAGCUGCCUCAUGCUAGUCGGACGACCAAUUUCCUGGCGUUAGUGUGAAUUCAGGGGUCGAGGCAGUGAACACCUGAACCCUGGGAUGCGGGUCUAUGUACCACAUGAGUUGUGCCAAGUCCCGAACGAACGGUAAAUUAUUAGUCUAUCAAGCGCUUUCAGAUUUUGCAGGACUUCAAGCCUCAAGCAUGCAAACAUGUGCUGAUACGAACUCGCUACUACUUUUUUUUCUCCCAUCAUCAUUCCCCCCUUACCCGUUAUCUCAUUGACUCGGAGGAAAUGUCAGAGAAUACCCCUGCCAUAGUCGCUUCCUCUGUUCAUCUCCACAUCACCAGUAGGAAUUUUCAACUUGUUGUGUAUUUGUCCCUUAAUUUUUUUUUCCCAGGUAUUGUCAUCCGCUUUGAUGACACCUCAAAGAAGAAAAUCGAUUUUGCCGAGUUGAAGUUGGACUCACAGCGACAGGAGAUUCGCCACAGUUCGGAACAAGACAAAGACCUCAGUGCGAAGUUCGAUCCCGCCAUUGCGGUGACCACUGACCGGGUUUCCUUGUCUGUACACUAUCAAUACUAUACUAUAGGCACGUUUCUGAGGAAGACCACCAAGAAGUUUUCAUUAGACAGAAAAGAUAUCUUGUCUAAUGCAUUCGAUGUGAUAGAGUAUAGGAUGACUGAGGGGAAGAUGUCUGUUGUUGUCACAACGUCACAGCUGCAGUCGACUAGCAGCAGUAUUCUAGAGAUUUGCCCAAGAUUUCGGCUACUUGUGAUAGGGAAGACCGGCGUCGGAAAGUCAUCACUGAUCCAGCAGGCAUUCAGAAUAAAUGAACAUAUUUCUGAACACAAACGUGGUGAAGCGGAUAUCGAAAGGGAAUUCAUCGCGGAAGAAAAUGAACGAUUUGUCCUCCACGAUAGUCAAGGGUUUGAAGCUGGCGAUAGCAUGAUUUUUAAGACCGCAAAAGACUUCAUUGACCGCCGACGCAAGGAGCCCAAAUUACAGAACAAAAUCCAUGCGGUAUGGCUCUGCCUUUCGAUACCUCAUGCCGAUGGACGCUUGCUUGAGAGCGGAGUAGAGGAAUUUCUCAAAUUGAGGAAGGAAAUACUAGGCAAUAUUCCGCUCAUUGCUGUCUUCACCAAGCAUGACAUCUUUGUCGACAAAUUGGAGUACGACGCUGGUGAAUCAUGCGAUGAAGUCACGCUCGAAGACCUUAAAGUUAAUACAUUGGAUAAACUGUGUAUCCAGCCGCUUAAGGAAGCAGCUGGGAGCGACAUCCUGCACGCAACUGUUUCAACGAACGAAGAGUACGAGAGGACCAUAAGACAACUGGUCGAUCUUACAACCACGAACGUCGAAAAAUAUGUUGCCUCAGAAGCGGCAUUAGCAAUGAUGAUAGCCCAGCGAGUAGACAUCGGUCUUAAACUUAAAGCAUCAAUUGCCAUCGGCGAGAAAAGAUAUUGGAGAGGUCUCGCUUCGAGCAUGAACUUCACCGGCUUUACCAUGUUGGACUGCUUGUCUGUGAUUCACAAGGACAUCAUUGACGUUUGGAACUUCAACGACCCUCAUUGUCACUUGUCCAGUGACCAGUUCAAAGCACUGAUCCUAAAAGAUCUAGACAAGGUCGACCUUCCACACACAGCACAGGCCUUUGAAUUCGGCCUCUCCGUGGUCGCGACAAUUGCAUCGAUUUUGUCAUCGCUAUCCGGCCCGCUUCUACCAAUCGUCGUACCCAUUGCCGCAGGGGUGGUCUUGACUAAAUGGGUUUAUGAUACCUAUCAACGGACAAACAUUGUUUUGCGGCGGAUCAUGACAUACAUCGUGGAUUUAACAUGUAUCAUGCAAAUCUUGUUCCUGCUAGCACCGACAGGGCCUAUCUCUCGUCACGUCAUAAAAAUUGCCAUCAAAGGUUAUGAGGGGACGUGCAAAAGCGAUGUUCACUCAGCAAUUCAAUCGCACUGUGUAUCUGUCACCCGUGGCGGAGGGGACGAUGCAUUGGAGAAGAUAGUUAGAUUGAUCAAGGAUCAUUCUAUCAAGGCUGAAGACGUUCAGAACCUGAGGACGAAGAUUGGGCACGUGGAUUUGCAAGUAGAGGAAGAGUGGUAGACGGUCACCGGGCUUUCAUACAUGACAAUGGUUUGUAGUUUCC
Suillus fuscotomentosus is the source of this 2274-nucleotide messenger RNA. RefSeq lists its product as uncharacterized. Bases 417 to 2231 code for a protein of 604 amino acids. The record is from RefSeq and is a predicted model, not a curated record. The transcript has 15 exons. NCBI's taxonomy places the organism in Eukaryota, Fungi, Basidiomycota, Agaricomycetes, Boletales, Suillaceae.